Rotaria sordida is the source of this 493-nucleotide messenger RNA. Lineage: Eukaryota; Metazoa; Rotifera; Eurotatoria; Philodinida; Philodinidae. The record is from the annotation of a GenBank genome assembly.
CCCAUUAAUUAAUUAAUACCCUAUAGGUUCAAUUCUUCUUGAAAAUCUACAGUAUGAUUUAAGAAAACCACUAGAUCAAUCUCGUUCAUCAUUAUUGUAUGUUACUGAUUUAUAUAUUAUGGGUAAAGCACUUGCUUUAGAAACACUUAUGCUACUUCAUUGGUGUCAAAAAAUGAAAUUAACAUCAGCUACUCUACAUGGUUUUUCUCUUGGUGGACAUAUGGCUUCAUUAGCAUUUACAAAAUGGUCUGAUCCACUUUCUCGACAAUUCUAUGAAAAUAAAAUUGUUCUCGAUCUUAUUAAAGAUAUGAUGCGUCUUGUUAUGGAUGACCUUACAUGUUCAUAUAAUUAUUCAUGUUCAGUUCAAUCAAAUAUAUCUAAUGCUAUGUUUAUUGCUUGCACACAUGAUGGUUAUGUAUUACGCGAUGGUAUCCCACAUAUGAAUGAUAUUAUGCUGUUGCUGAAAUGUUACAACGACAAGAACCAAAUGUAA